AAUGUCGUUGCAGAUGUAAAUCCACCAAAAAUGAACCUGACGCACACUCAUAUAAGAACCGCCCACAUCUCUAUCUUGAUCUCCAUAACCAACGAAGAGAGAGAGAGAGAGGGGGGGGGGGGAGAUGGAAGCCAAGAACCUCCAUUUUCUGGCGAUUUUGCUUCUCUUGGUCACCAACAUGAGUGCAAUCACAUGUGCUUCAUCUGCUUCUUCUUCCUCGAGCGAUGACACGAACUCCAACUUCAUUAAGACCUCAUGCAGCACCACCACGUACCCUAAGCUCUGCAACCAGUGCCUCUCCUCCUAUGCCUCCGUCGUCCGCUCCAACCCCUGGAAGCUCUGCAACUCCGCCCUCUCCGUCUCCCUCCAGGCCGCACGCAACGCCUCCUCCCUCGUCGCCGCCCUCUCCAAGCAACGCAACCUCACCAAGGCUGAGGCCGGCAUCGUCAAGGACUGCAUCGAGAACCUCGGCAACACCAUCGACGAUCUCAAGCAGUCAAUCAAGGUGAUGGCCCAGAUCGGAGGGUCAUCAUCGACGGCGAAGAACAACAUGGAGUUCCAGAUGGCUAACGUGAAGACAUGGAUGAGCGCUGCGAUCACGGACGAGGACACGUGCACGGACGGGUUCGCAGGGAGGAAGGUGAGCGCCGGUGUGAAGAGCAAGAUUCGGAGCAGCAUCGUGAACCUCGCCAGGAUCACUAGCAAUGCGCUGUCCCUCAUCGACCACCUCAAAUAUUAAUAUUAAUUGAAGAUCUCCAUAGCAUAAAGUUGUUGUUGCAACCUCUCUUGCUGUAAUUAUUUUCUAUCCCAUUGGUCCGUGUUAACUAAAGACUGCUCCCUCCCAUUUCGCAGGAAAUUGUUAAUAAUCAUGCGAGCGGCAAUCGGCAUUUUUCUGAUAAAUGAUGCCCAAUGAAUUGAUUUCUCUUGGGUA
Molecule: messenger RNA, 931 nt
Organism: Rhodamnia argentea
Lineage: Eukaryota; Viridiplantae; Streptophyta; Magnoliopsida; Myrtales; Myrtaceae
Product: pectinesterase inhibitor 4-like
Exons: 1
Coding region: 125-739 (204 amino acids)
Biological process (GO): negative regulation of catalytic activity
Molecular function (GO): enzyme inhibitor activity
Source: RefSeq, a predicted model, not a curated record